Messenger RNA from Acaulospora colombiana, 135 nucleotides. Lineage: Eukaryota; Fungi; Glomeromycota; Glomeromycetes; Diversisporales; Acaulosporaceae. The record is from the annotation of a GenBank genome assembly.
AAAUAUUUUGAAGAAGCACUUCAAAAACAAGACGAAAAAAUCGCUAUCGCUGAUAAAUUCUAUAAUCUGAUCAACAGGCACUACGAGAGAUUAGACGAAGAAUUGGCUCGUAAUAAUAUACAUCUUGAAGGGUAG